Brassica napus (rape) is the source of this 922-nucleotide messenger RNA. RefSeq names its product classical arabinogalactan protein 4-like. Lineage: Eukaryota; Viridiplantae; Streptophyta; Magnoliopsida; Brassicales; Brassicaceae. The transcript has a single exon. The record is from RefSeq and is a predicted model, not a curated record. Bases 203 to 622 code for a protein of 139 amino acids.
ACCCCAUGUUCCAAUUAUGCGUUUGCAUGUUAGUCUACAUAUAUUACUAUACUAUAUUAAAAGAUAUUAGAAAUCUUCUUUAAUUAAUACUUCAUAUUCUCUCCUUUUAUAAGUCCUCUUCCAUUUUUCUCAACUUCAGAACUCUCUCUCUCUCUAAUCUCAUACCCUCUCUCUCUCAAGAAGAAACAUUUUCUCAAGAGAAAUGGGUUCCAAAAGUGUCCAAGUUUUUUUGAUAAUGGCUCUCUUCGCCACAGUUGCACUUGCUCAAGCCCCAGCUCCCACUCCCACAGCUAAUCCUCCUCCUCCCGUGGCUACUCCUCCUCCUGUCGCUACUCCUCCUCCAGUGGCCACCCCACCUCCCGCCGCAACCCCAGCUCCAGCCACCACUCCACCACCUGCCGCGACUCCAGCCCCUGCCACCACUCCACCAUCGGCUGCUCCUUCUCCAUCUGAUGCUCCUAGCGCCUCUCCACCAGCACCAGAAGGUCCCGCCUCGAGCCCUAGCGGACUUGCUCCAGGGCCUUCAGAGGAUGCGCCUGCUCCUAGUGCCGCUUUCUCCAACAAGGCUUUCAUCGCCGGAACCGUCUUCGCUGCUGUUAUGUACACCGCCGUUUUAGCUUAACAUCUUUUUAUUUUUCACAUUUGUUUCAAAUUUCAGAUUUUCAUUUUUUUUCUUUAUUUAUUCCCUCAAUUAUUUCAAAUCUUUGGUGUUAUGUGAGUAUUUCUUUUAUUUUCGUAUUUCGCUAUUUGAUCAUUUAAAUUUGUAUUAUACUUUACGUGUAUUGUCGGACCGGGGUAAGUGAUUCAUGGUGAGAACUAAUGGAACGUUGACACGUGUAAUUUAUAAUGGGAAGUGUGUAUGUAGAGGAGUGAUCUGUUUAUGUAAAUCCAAAUCAUAGAUUAAUAAAAUAAUUCCAUAAUC